UAAUUUUCACAUUCGCCCAUAAACUUUUUGCGAAUUUCAAUCAAAACGACGACAUUUCGAAUGGUAGCUUCAGUACGAUCAUGGCAGCUUCCAUAUCUAAAACCCUAACCAGAAAUCUUCUCCGGCGAAGUGGUGAGACUACACAAGCAUUGCAGCUCCGGUUAUCCUCCGCCGCUUCUUCAGCUCCUGCCAUCUCUGUGACUGAAACUCAACCUCCAGAGAAAGGUGGACCUUCAAAAUGGUCAAACUUACUGCUCUUCGUACCGGGGGUCAUCACCUUUGGCCUUGGCUCUUGGCAGAUCAUCAGAAGGCAAGAUAAGAUUGAAAUGCUUGAGUACAGACAAAAUCGAUUGCAAAUGGAUCCUCUAAACUGCAAUGAGGUUUCUCCUUCAGGUGAAAAUGUGGAUUCCUUGGAGUUCUGCAGGGUACUAUGUAGAGGAGUGUUUGAUGAGAAGAAGUCCAUUUUCAUAGGGCCACGCUCCAGAAGCAUUUCAGGGGUGACUGAAAAUGGUUACUAUGUUAUUACUCCUCUCAUGCCUUUGGCAAAUGAUCCUAAGAGUGUGCAGGCACCAAUUCUUGUCAAUAGGGGAUGGGUCCCCCGGAAUUGGAGAGACAAGUCUUUGGAAAUGGCUGCGGCUGAUGAACAACCUUCAAGUAUUGCACCGCCAUCUCAAGAGAGUGGAAAGAGCUCCUGGUGGAUGUUUUCUUCAAAAAAGAAUAAAGUAGAAGAGGAUCAAGUUCCAACUGUUAAACCCACAGAAGUGAUUGGAGUCAUCAGAGGAAGUGAGAAGCCAAGUAUAUUUGUUCCAGCAAAUGAUCCCAAUUCCUUCCAGUGGUUCUAUGUUGAUGUUUCAGCCAUUGCUCGUGCUUGUGGACUCCCUGAGAACACACUCUACAUUGAAGCCAUCAAUGAUAAUGUCGACCCAAGCAAUCCUUAUCCAAUUCCAAAGGAUACAAACACAUUGGUUCGGAGUUCUGUAAUGCCACAAGAUCAUCUUAACUACACAUUUACAUGGUAUUCUCUGUCAGCUGCUGUGACGUUUAUGGCUUAUAAGAGGCUACAGUCAAAGAAAACCCGGAGAUAGCAAACGUUUGAACUUGUUCCUUUGAGGGUAUUUUGGCAAUAUAAGAUCAGCUAGUCGUUGAGGCAAUGCUGCUAAUUUGCACCCCAGGGACCUUGAGAAUAUUACAGAGUAGCUUUCAUGUCAUUAACCAUCUCUAAGGAGAGAAAAGCUGCUAUAUUUUCAACCCGUCUCAGACCUUCAAUCCUUUUUCUCCUACAUUCUACAGGCGAAUGCAACCCAUUUUUUUAAAAUGAUACCAACCCAAUAAUGUCGAUUUAGUAAUAUUCUCAAGAUUUUGUCAUCUAA
Molecule: messenger RNA, 1370 nt
Organism: Solanum verrucosum
Lineage: Eukaryota; Viridiplantae; Streptophyta; Magnoliopsida; Solanales; Solanaceae
Product: surfeit locus protein 1-like
Exons: 6
Coding region: 81-1085 (334 amino acids)
Cellular component (GO): membrane
Source: RefSeq, a predicted model, not a curated record